Molecule: messenger RNA, 3537 nt
Organism: Anoplopoma fimbria (sablefish)
Lineage: Eukaryota; Metazoa; Chordata; Actinopteri; Perciformes; Anoplopomatidae
Gene: azi2
Product: 5-azacytidine induced 2
Exons: 8
Coding region: 474-1661 (395 amino acids)
Biological process (GO): canonical NF-kappaB signal transduction
Cellular component (GO): cytoplasm
Source: RefSeq, a predicted model, not a curated record
AGGCUCAACCGUCCAAUAAUGAAGGUCCAACCCUGUAACGUAAAGCAGACUAACGCACAGACUGAACGCCUCACUGAAGACAACCGUGUUUCUUUCAGGCACAUCCGUAUGUGUUUUCUGAACUGUCUUUUAAUCCAGCAGAACUUCCCCCCUCUUUCACACGUUGUUCAACUAAACUGCGUUAACACACCUUCACACACUAGUACGCCACGGGUGAUAUUUCUCACUUCUAUUUACGUGGUGCGCUUAUUUUGAAAGGACUCCAGCAGUCAAGUGACUCCCGGAAGUUUUUGUUUCCUCACCUGUCAGUCCUGACACGGUGCGAGAGUCCAGCCUCGUCUCUUUGUUUUCCUCCGAGAAACAGGUCUCCUUUCUUCGAGAAUCAAUGCUAACCCUGCGUGGUGUACUGUCACUGAACUGAGGAGAGCAUCUAACACGGUCCUCUAUCUGCUACAGAGUAGGCCUGUGCAGGCAUGGAGCCCCUGGCAGUGGAUGAUGACAUUUGCAUCCUUAAACAUGAGACGGCCUACACCGCUGCUGGCGAGAGUCCUUUAUCGGUGUGUGCUGGCGAUGAAUCUGUCGCUUCCCACUUUGCCCUGGUCACGGCCUAUGAGGACAUCAAGAAGAGGCUGAGAGACACAGAGCGAGAGAACACAUUGCUGAGGAAGAGGGUUAAGCAGCUGGAAGAUAAGCUCUUUAGGCCAGAGGCUCCUCCAUCAGAAGGUCCCCAGUACGUAAACAAGGCCUUCAGUGCUUACCGAGGCAUCUAUAUAGAGAAGGAGGACCUGCAGUUGGAGCUUAAUAAACUGAAAAAGGAGAAGAGUGAGAGUGAGAGGUUGCUGACGGAGCAGCUCCAGGCCAAAGAGUUGGAGCUACUUCAGCUGAGGACGGAGAUGGAGACCAGCCAAGGUACAGUGAUGAAGAGCCUGAACAGCCCUCAGGACUACUGGCAAGUGGACAGUGUCGGCACUGACCUAAAAAUCCACAAACUGCAGGAGGAGCUGGAGAGGGUGACACUGGAAAACAACAGACUGCUAGAGAGAAGUGGGGAGGAACCCCAUGGCCUUAACGGACCAGGCUUGGACCAGAUCUGUGACACAAAGCAUAAUACAAGGGAGAGGAGCAUGCAGCAGACGUACGAGGCCUUGUGUUGUGAGGUCACUCGUCUCCACACAGAGCUGAAGCACCAAACGGGCCUGAUUCGAAAACUGAGGCCACAAGCUGCCUCCACGGUCCCAGUCCAGUGUCUUGACGACGUGGAAAAGAACAACAACCACGCAGUUCCCCGGGCGUCAGCGCCUCGCCCCCUAGUGCCCCCCACUCCCCUCGUGCUCCGGCCGCCCCUGCCCCCCGCCGGCGGUUCGUCAGGCACACUGCUGCCGGACAGCCUGAGGGAGGACUGCUGGUACAAUGGGCCCUGGCCCUCCCAGAGCUGUUCAGGAGAGGCCCUGGUUGGCAGCGACACCUGCUCCGUCGUCCUGCCCCCGCCUCCCCUGAACCAAGCCUCCCUGGACGACAGCUCGCGGUCCUUCCCCAGCCCCCCCAAACCCAGUGACGCCAUGUUCUGGGAGGGACACUCCGCUGCAUCCAACUCCUCAUCCUCAAUCGGAAACUGCUGCCCUAGGAUCCCGCCCAACGCCGAGUGGGCCAAGCCCUAUUGAGAGGAACUUUGAUGGGAGAACAGAUGAUUAAAUAGAGUGUAAUUAGAUGGAAAAUAAACGAAUGGACGAACAAAUGGACUCUCCAACCCUGCCACAUAGCUACCACCUAACCUGCCUUAAGUUGAUAAGACCACUCCUCUUGGCUGGACUGCACUGGACCUGCUGGUUAUGGGAACGAAUUGAGGCCAGAGGAGGCCUUUUUUGAGGUAAAGACUCUGUAAACUCAUCACUCCGUCAUCUCUGCACACCGCAUCAGAGAACAUAUCGGACUUUUGCAGAGGAACAUUUGAUGAGAGACCCUCAGCAGAGUUGUUUGUCGGUGUGUAUGUGUCCUUGUAUGCACACGCUUAGUGAGUGCAAGCAUGCAUACAAGCCCUUUUCAUUUCUGUGUGUGCAUAUACACACAUCAAGCAGAGUGUGCCUGUGUGUGUGCAGAUCAGUGUGUGGGCAUCUUUGGCCUGCCUGUGUCUGUAUAUCGUCAUAAUAAACCUGAUAGGGCUCAAAGGGCCUCUUUCUCCAUUCACUGUGGCCAGUGAUCACUUGGGCCACAGCAUUGUACCAGAAUUUGUAAAACUACUCCCUCCAAUGCAAGUCUUUUUACAUUUAAUCGCUGUAAAGUACACAAGAUAUGUAGUCCCAUGUGUGUCUCAUGAUGGUGUGAAGGAGAUUUGUAGGUAUGAGGACUUGAUGUGAUUGUUUUUGUACUGUGAUGGCGACAGACAUGCAGUAACUGUAGGAUAAGUUUUGUUUAAAGUUUUAACAGCUACCAAAUGACGUUCUUUAUUUUCCCUCAAAAUUAUUUACAUUAAGGUCCUUACGGAUCAGUAUCAAAGUAGGCUACCAAAUCAUUUUUGAGAAUGCAGUUAAAGUAUUUGGAUUUUUUAAGGAUACAGCGUAACGAGUAGGAAAUAAUCAUUUUAAUCUUAAAAAAUGUGUAGAUUACUGAAAUAAAACAUGCACUCUCACUGGCACCAAUAAAGGUUUUAACCGUUUACGAUUUUCACAGAAAUAUCACCACUCAAUCAAGCCUCCUUGUAAAUGGACACGUUAGAUAUAAGGUUCUGUUUUUCAAUUUGAAGGACUCAUGGACGAGGCUGAACACACACUCCCCUGUAUUUGAAACCCUCAAUAAGUUGGAAACCCAAUUAGGUUUGUGGGGAUUUUGAAUUAUAGAAAAUGUAUCUUAACUCUGUACUGUGCUGAUGUUAAUCUAUGAUACAUUUUUGUUUCCAGUAUGAGCGAAGUUGUUGUGAGGAGAGAAGUUUCUCUUUGAUUUUGUUUUUUUUUGUUUUUUUUAGAGUACAAACAACUGGAAGGAUGUACAAAAGAAAACACGAGUGGAAUACAAAGAUACACUGAGGGACUAUGUGCAUAUCUGUAUAAAUGUAUAUGGUGGGCUUGUGUACUCUGCCAAUCGCAGUUUUGCACUCCAAAGCAUAGGUUUCGAUUUUUUUUCUUCCUGAACCCCUAAGGCUUCUGAUAUGUAUAAAAACUCUUUAUGAUGGUCGCUUUAAGUUUAAAAACUUGAAAUGUGAGCUGUGACUUGAUCAAAUAACAAAAAGUGCACAAAGGCCCGUGGUUGUUGAAAAGACUUUUGUUAUUUUCCAUUUUCUUCACUAUGUUUCAUGAUAACUGUGGUCUUUUUCUUCAUUUUUAAGAAGUGUUAUUUUACAGCAGUAGUUUCAUACUUCUGUAAACAAUUUGCAAACCAAAAUGCAAUGUACAGUAGAUAUGGAUUAUAUUUUAGAUUUACUGCACUUCAGACUGUUUGUAAAUAUGAUCAAUUAAACAAAGGAAAGGAAAGACUGUGUGAGUUUGCUUUGUACAUUCAAAUUUUUAACGAGGUUGUGUGGUUCAUUAUAAUAAAACUGGAGGU